This is a messenger RNA of Papaver somniferum (opium poppy), 1191 nucleotides long. Its product is annotated as probable protein ABIL5. Bases 159 to 1007 code for a protein of 282 amino acids. NCBI's taxonomy places the organism in Eukaryota, Viridiplantae, Streptophyta, Magnoliopsida, Ranunculales, Papaveraceae. The transcript has 8 exons. The record is from RefSeq and is a predicted model, not a curated record.
UCCUCUGUUGAACGCGUGAGAAAAAAGGAUAGCAUUUUUGUCAUCUUUUCAUUCCAUCAAAAAGGCAACAGAGUUUGAGUUUUAUCUUUCAAGUUCAUUCUACAAAGAAUCCAUACAAGAGAAGAAAUUCAGAGAAGCAGAAGAGGCAGAAGCAAGUCAUGAACUUGCAAGAGUCAAAACCAUCAUCUCCAUCUGGUAAUGGUUCAUUAGAGCUUGAUUCCGAUAAACACCCGCUCGACGAAGUUGAACGUUUCGACAAAUCUCUGCGAGAACUCAAAGAAUUAGGAAGUCAACUAUAUUAUGCUGCUGAUUAUUGUGAAACAUCAUUCAAGAAGACCCAAGAGAAACGAAUUGUUAUGGAAAAUACCAAGGAGUAUAUAUGCAAGGCUAUAGUUACUGUUGUCGAUCAUCUUGGAAGUGUUUCAGCAAAUCUUAACCGUCGAAUCUCGGAGAGUAGUGAAGAUUUAGGGAAUGAUUAUCUUCGAAUGCAUUGCUUGAAACAACGGCUUCUGACGUGCACCCAUUACUCGCAAAACCUCACCCUUUCUGACACACGCUGGAGUAGUAAUUCACCGAGAUAUUAUCCGCGUUAUAUUGCACCAAAUACUGCUAAGCUGGAGGAAUCAAAACCAAUUGUAAGGUACAGUGACAUUGAAGAUUCAGAACCAUUUAAAACAAGGCCAAAGUACAAGCUUGGUUUUGAGUCCUUCGACAAAGAGAUGCCUGUCACAUUAUACAAAAAUCCUGAAAAACUAUCUUAUGCUGCAACAUGGGAUAACAAUUUUAAGAAGCUAGGGAUGGGGCUCUCAAAAAUAUUGCCAGCUCGUGAAACUUCGCCAAAGUCACCUGCGAAUCAAAAUCCUUACUUUCAAUUCCAGACAACAAAGGAUAUCGAUAAGAAGCAAGAGUGGAAACCUGAACACAACCGCCGGAGAUCAUUUCAGCUAACUCGAAGAUCAUUGCAACUAGCCGGCCGCAAAACUAAGGAAACAAUGGGACCUUUGUAGGCGUAGAUCAUGUCCAUUAUUUCUACAUACUUGGAUAAUGUGAUAUGAUCUUGAACCUUUCUAAUUAUGUAAUCUUCUAACUAAGAGACAAAAAUAAAUAAAUUACGUGACCAAAGUACAUUGUGUCACAAGCACUACAGUUUGUUUUUUUCUUGUUGAAUAACAUAGGGAAUUGGGAGUCCCA